Scutellospora calospora is the source of this 642-nucleotide messenger RNA. The record is from the annotation of a GenBank genome assembly. NCBI's taxonomy places the organism in Eukaryota, Fungi, Glomeromycota, Glomeromycetes, Diversisporales, Gigasporaceae.
AAUAAGAUACCAUCUAAUAAAAAAAGUUCAAAUCCUUGUUGCAAUGUGGUUAACUCAACAAAAUGCGCUGUUAAACGAAUGGAUGAAGAUGACGAAAAAGAUCAAGUAGUUGAAGAUUCCGAGUCAUGUGACGAAAAAUCCACCGGAGAGCAUGUACAGACGUCAUAUCAUAAACCUAAUGGUAUAUCAUAUUAUCCCUCAACAAUCCAAAAUUCACCUUCUUUUACGCCAGAUACCAUACCUUCUAUGAAACAUAAUAAACAACCACAACUUUUGCAACUUGAAAGUCGCCAAUCUUUUUCAAUUAAUGAUUUAAUAUUAAAAGAUGCAGAUGAGAUAAUGAAGGAUCCUAUUUUCUGUACCACGGGUGAAGGUGAUAUUUGUUUUUGUGAUCCUGAUAAAGAAGGUGAAAGGUUGAUAAUUUCUAAAGAAAUUGUACAAUAUACGGCUUCAAUUUAUGACACUACUCUUCCAUUAAAUAAAUCUUGCGGAUUACAGCAAGAUAGCGGUUAUUGUGCUCAAUCACCGCCUACAUCAUCUACCACCUCAUCAACAGCUGAUAAAAGUCGAAACCAUCAUUUUGAUCUGAAUUGGAUAUUACAUACUUCGAGAGAGGAUCCAAACUGUGAUGAUAAUAAGUAA